Molecule: messenger RNA, 2326 nt
Organism: Coregonus sp. 'balchen'
Lineage: Eukaryota; Metazoa; Chordata; Actinopteri; Salmoniformes; Salmonidae
Source: the annotation of a GenBank genome assembly
AUGAAGAAAUUUCUGCAGAACAAGAAAGGCAGAUACUCUUUCAGGAACCAGAACAAGCCUGCCGUCCCUCGCUAUCCAUCUAAAGAUGACUGUAAGUCUGUCUGUAUGACUUUCAUCCACUUAUUGAAACAAUUACUGUACUGUUUCAAGACUUUGGAGGUUGAAAGCAGAAACUGACUCUGUUGUAGGGUUAAUGUUAGAUUAUCUGUUAAACAUGAUCAGACAGAAUAGAUAUUUGUAUAAUUCUAUAUUUGGCAUGUGUGACCUGUCGUGUCAGGGACGUUUUUGGAAGCAAACUCAUGUAGGUUUAUUCAUGCUGAUCCUGUUUCAAUGCUAUACCUGUUAAAGUUUAUAUAAUGUUAUAAAGCUUCCAAAAUGAUGCAUUAGUGAUUUGAGUGUAUUACCACAAAAAGCACGAUAAGCUGCACUCCUAGAUUUAAAUGUGUUUUCUGUGUUUGGCUAUGGCAGAUAUUUUUGCAUAGAAAACAUUGCGUCUUAUAUGCUUGAGUCACUCUCAUGCAAGCAAUAGUUUGAUAUUAUUUCAGAGCCUUCCGUCAGAUAGAGAGAGAUUCAGUGAACUUGGAUGUACAGUAAAAUUGAUUAACUUUGGAAGAGAGUGCUUCACGCUCCUCGAGGGCAAGUACUCUUAGAUGCCUUUGGAGUUGUGUUCGAGGUCAGCGACCCCAAGGGUUCGACAGGGGCUGAGAGCACCGCACUGCUUCUCAUCUCAAUCCACAGGCGACAGAACAUCUUUCAGUUGAUUCUCGUCAUACUCCAUGUGUUUCUUCAUAUUCCUCUCCUCUUCGUCAUUCUUAUUUUCUCUCGUGUAGUCAUUGCGAUGCCGACGUCCAAUCAGGGCUGGCCAGAGGAGUUUGGCUUCCAGCUGGGAGGAAGUGGUCCCAGCUACAUCCUGUCUGUGGAGGAGGGGAGCAGUGCCUACCUGGCGGGGCUGCAGCCAGGUGACCAGGUCAGAGAGAUUCUAGAUUCUAAACUAAACCGAAAGGCCCAAUCAGCAAUUAUUAUAAUCCUUUAUUUAACCAUUAUUUAACAAGGCAAGUCAAUUGACAAACAUGCAUUUAAUAGUACUACAGGUAUGUUAAUACUACGAUGGUAUGAUAAUAGUAUGAACAGGGAUUUAUACUGGAAAAGCUGUUUCUCUGUCUCUUCCUUAUUCUGUCUCUCUGUGACCAGGUGCUGGAGAUCGAGGGCCAGAAUGUGUGCACUUUGGGAUUCCAGGCCGUUAUCGCCAUCGCUCAGACCCAGAGGAACAUCCCUCCCAGCAUCGGAGUGGUGUCUCGCAUCCAGCAGGUCUGAACUCGCUCUGACUGGGACUCACCUGGCACCAUCAUACUGUAGCACAAUGUUUGAUACUUCGGAUUUUAAGUAUUUCUGUAUUUCUGUUUGUGCCUACUGAAAAUCUGACUCACUGUAUUUCUGAUACCUCAUGUAACCUCAGAAACUGUAGGGGCAAUGCUGGAUUUGUCAUGCUAAUAUCAUCGGCAAGGCCAUACUUUUCAAGUCAUUAGUGAAAAUAAUUUCUCUCUAUCUUAAUAUAAUACAGUGAAAGUUAAAUAAGAAUUCAAUCUCUGCCUCUCAGAUGGACAUCACCCCGGGUCCUGACGGUCGUUUCGGCUUCACCAUCGUGGGAGACUGCCCCCUUCUGGUGGAGGACUGUUCCCCCUGCUCUCCGGCAGGACGGGGUGGCCUGCGGGCCGGCGACUACGUCAUGGAGGUCAAUGGGAUCCCGGUGAGGCAGCACGAGAUGGCGGCGGCGCUGAUCAAGGCAUCCCAGGGGCGUACUCUGAGGCUGGGGGUGCUGUGUCUGGGGCCCAGACGGAAAGUACGCAGCAGUGAGAAUAUGGAUGAGAUACAGCCUGAGGGAGACGGGAUGAGGACGGACCGCAAACACAAGGCCCUGGAGUUCAACAGGAAGGUGAGGCUUUCAAUUAAACUAACUGUUAUAUGACUUGGAGCUAUACAGGGGAAUAUUGAUGUUCAGAGAAAACAACAUUUUGAAAGAGACACUUUACUGUUAGAAAAUCAUUACGCAAGCCUACUGAGCUUACUUCCUUAGUUAACUAAUUUGAUACUUCUUUGUAAAGGUUUACCAUCUUUCUUUAGGGAGUCUGUAUACAAUAUAGGCCCUUCAACAACAGUUAUUGAUAUCUUUCAGAUUGACCAGAUUUUGGGGGAGGAGCCUGAGGUGAAGGAGAAGCUGUUUGCGGUGCUGAAGCAGUACGCUGCGGAGAAGAAGGUUGAUUGGCUGGCCUCUGUCCUCCCAGACAUCCUCACCACUGACGAGCAGCAGACGCUCAUCGGCCACAUC